This is a messenger RNA of Exophiala aquamarina CBS 119918, 768 nucleotides long. RefSeq lists its product as uncharacterized. The record is from RefSeq and is a predicted model, not a curated record. The transcript has a single exon. Bases 1 to 768 code for a protein of 255 amino acids. Lineage: Eukaryota; Fungi; Ascomycota; Eurotiomycetes; Chaetothyriales; Herpotrichiellaceae.
AUGUUCUAUCUUUGGCGCAGGGGCGAAUCCGAUUCUCCCUGUGGAAUUGAAUAUACGGUGACCGUGACGGAGACAGUAUUACAAGAUGCAGCAACAAGCACCCUCGUCAAUCUCAUCGACGGUACCAGCACAGCUCUGUCUCCCAUCGACACUUCAUCCACAGCCCUACCGAAUUUCGGCGCUAAUGCUGCCAUGGGCCCUAGCGGCAACAGCACAUUUGACUCCCAACCCACAGUUGCCUCCUCCCACACCACUAUUAGCGGCAGCAGCAGCAGCAGCAGCAACAGCACCCAAGAAGCGACAGUGAGCGUGACAAGCACACUGGGCACGACCAAAACACUGAGUCUCGUCUCCGCCACACCGCCCAUCGGCGCCAGCAGGCCUGCUCCACCUCGCGCGUCCGAAUGCCCGAGCAGCGACGCUUCUCACGGCUCAUCUUCACCACCUGCAGCGACCAUCGCCGGAAGUAUCGUCGGGAGCAUGGCCGGACUCGCGCUUGUCGGCCUGCUCGUCUCUUAUCUCCUCAAGCGCAAGCGGAAGUGGAAGGCCAAGCUGACAAUCAAGAAGAAAACAACAACGGAGGAAAAUGAUAGCCAACGAGGGGAAGAUGCGCCACAGAUGGGUAACGUGAUCGCCACCCUUGAGGCUCUCGAACGGAGGAGUCUUGCCAGCCCGAGAUCUUUUGAAUUUGGCUUCAAUCCAGCUACGGCCCCGUUGCCUGCGCUGCCGAAGCAUUCAACGGCUGUGCGGCCGCCACAGUGGAUUUGA